Molecule: messenger RNA, 898 nt
Organism: Nicotiana attenuata
Lineage: Eukaryota; Viridiplantae; Streptophyta; Magnoliopsida; Solanales; Solanaceae
Product: phospholipase A2-alpha
Exons: 4
Coding region: 37-750 (237 amino acids)
Biological process (GO): lipid catabolic process; arachidonate secretion; phospholipid metabolic process
Molecular function (GO): A2-type glycerophospholipase activity; calcium ion binding
Source: RefSeq, a predicted model, not a curated record
GACAGAAUGUGAACACCACCAAAAACAUGUCACGAGAUGUUACACGACAAAUCUCACACCCCACACCCACCCCCUUCAUCCAUUCGAUCAGUUCAGUCCCUAAAAGUCACCCACCUUCUAUCUCUUCCAAAGAAACUACACCACCUAAGUAAAGCUUCAUCAGUUUCUAUACACACUUAUUUUAGUUUGUCACCAACAAUUUCUCCCUAUAAAUCAGAGCCUGUAAGCAAAACCAAAAAAACUUUUCUCAUAAUUCAGUGCUUUCUUUCUUCAAUGGCUUUUCUGCAGUCGUUGAAGUUAUUUUGUCUACAACUUCUUGCAUUUUGCAUCAUAGCCCUCAGGUUUCCUCCCAUUUCAGUUCAUGCCCUUAACAUUGGUAUUGAAACUAAUGCUGGCAUCUCCUUGGAAAAAGAAUGCAGUAGAACAUGUGAAUCAAAGUUCUGUGCAGUUCCUCCACUCCUAAGAUAUGGGAAGUAUUGUGGAGUUCUAUACAGUGGAUGUCCAGGUGAGCAACCAUGUGAUGGACUUGAUGCUUGCUGUAUGAAGCAUGAUCUCUGUAUACAACGUAAAGGCAAUAAUUAUCUAAACUUAGAGUGCAACCAAAGCUUCCUGAAUUGUGUGGCUACGUUCACGAAAUCAGGAGCUCCAUCAUUUAAAGGGAACACUUGUUCAGUUGGUACUGUUGUUCGAGUUAUUACUGAUGUUAUUGAUGCUGCUGUCGUUGCUGGGAAAAUUUUCAAGAAACCCUAGUAUUUUUCCUAGCUAGUUGUUAGAAAAAAAAAAAAGGAAAAUAGAGAGAAAGAAAAGAAAGUUAAUAUUUUCUAUGUUCUUUUCUGAUUCAUUUUAGUUUAUUAAUUUUUUAAUAACAUUUUGAGAAAAUUGUUCUUACCAUUGUCAA